Molecule: messenger RNA, 3153 nt
Organism: Penicillium cinerascens
Lineage: Eukaryota; Fungi; Ascomycota; Eurotiomycetes; Eurotiales; Aspergillaceae
Product: putative RNA interference and gene silencing protein (Qde2)
Exons: 4
Coding region: 1-3153 (1050 amino acids)
Molecular function (GO): protein binding; RNA binding
Source: RefSeq, a predicted model, not a curated record
AUGAACUUACCCUACCGCCCCUCUAACCGGGGUGAUCAUGGAGGUGACACUGGUGACUAUAGCGGCCGUGGCGGCUUCAGAGGUCGGGGUGACUACCGCGGUGGAGGUGAUAACAGAGGUCGAGGUGACUACUGCGGUCGAGGCGACUUCGGAGGUCGCGGCAGUGAUAGAGGUCGUGGUGGAGGUGAUUUCCGCGGUCGUGGACGAGGUGGAUAUGUCCAACGCGGCAGCUCUGGCCCGAGAAUCUUCAACGAUGGCCAACCUGUCCCCCAACCCGAUGCGAAGGUCGCAAAGGCCGAAAAUGAUCUGGCCAAGAACCUCGCCAUUGCUCGCCAAAAGUCUCCGGGCCAGCCCCAGUAUCCGGAUCGGCCUGGAUAUGGCACAGCCGGGAAACCCGUGACACUUUAUGCUAACUAUCUUGCUUUGACAUCCGUUGGCAAACAAUUGUUCAGGUACCACGUUUCACUCGUGGAUGGCCCGGGUAGGGCAGAUAAGGCACCCGUGGGCAAAAAAGCCAGACAUAUCGUGCGUUUACUGUUGGAGGAAUACUUCCCAUCACUCAAGACGCAAAUCGCAACGGACUAUCGCAGCACCCUGAUCUCCUGUGUUGAACUGUUCAAAGAAGACAAGGAAUUUGAUGUGCGGUACAAGGACGAACACGAGGACGAGUACUCUGAGAACCCUCGCGUGUACAAGGUCGUUUGCCAGCCUACUGGACAGAUCAGCCCAUCCGACCUGGUCGAUUAUCUCUCGUCGACCAAUGCCAGCUCACUGCUGGAGUCCAAGCCCGAGAUCGUCGCCGCUCUCAACAUUAUCAUGGGUCAUCACCCCAAGACCCAUUCAUCAAUUGUGUCCGUCGGUGCCAACAAACACUUCUGCAAAGAAGGGGAUACUAUGGAGAAGGCAAGCUUGGGUGGUGGUCUUGAAGUGUUGCGCGGUUUCUUCAUAAGUGUGCGUGCUGCCACUGCCCGUGUCCUGCUCAACGUGCAGGUCAAGUACCUGGCCUGCUUCAAGGAUGGCCCUCUCCGCCUGGUGAUCGAAGACUGGCAGUCCGGCUUCGCAAGGCCCAACAAUUACCGUCUGGAGGCAUUUUUGAAGCGUAUGCGGAUCUACACCAACCAUAUCAAGCGCAAGACGAAGAGUGGCAAGCCCCGGCCGCCACGUUACAAGACCAUUGUCGGGUUGGCUGCCAAACAAGAUGGUAGAGGUCUGCCCAACCCGCCCAAAGUAAAGGAUCACGGUUCUGGUCCUCGUGAUGUACAAUUUUACUUGGCCCCUCCUGGUGUUUCAGCUGCAGAGCCCCAGGCGAGUGGCGAAGGCAAGGGCAAGGGCAAGGGCAAGGGCAAGAAGGCUCCGGCCAAGGGCCCGGUCCAAGCAGGCAAAUACAUCACGGUGGAGCAGUUCUUUAAGCAGGAGUACAACAUUUCUGUGGAUCCCUCUUUUCCUGUCGUCAAUGUCGGCACCCGUCAGAAUCCCGUUUAUAUGCCAGCUGACGUCUGCGUGGUCCCGCCUGGCCAGCCUGUUGGCAGCAAGCUCUCGCCGGACCAGACAUCUCACAUGCUCAGGUUCGCUGUGAUGAAUCGAAACCCGGCAGAAAACGCCCAGUCCAUUGUGACAACUGGUGUGAACAUGCUGGGGCUUGGUCAGCCGCACAAUGAAACCCUGUCCGCCUUUGGCAUCAACGUGGUUCCUAAGCUCAUCACCGUUCAGGGCCGUGUGCUGGCUGCCCCACGAAUCAUAUAUGGCCUGAAAAAGGAGAUACUGGCCUCGAAAGGCAGCUGGAACAUGGCACAAAUCAAGUUCUCCAAGCCUGCAACCCUGAAUAAAUGGACAUGGCUAUGCCUCGAUUCUAGCUCACAGCGCUACAGCAUCAGAGACGAUGAGAUAAAUGCGGGUCUCAGAAAUCUCACCCUGUCUUUGCAAAGCAUGGGCAUAAACACCAAUGGCCCCGAACCGGGAAGCCGUGUCAUAUUAAACGGUAAUAACGACACAGGUGCCAUUGAGAAGGCUGUGCGAUACCUGAAAGAUCUGCACGAGCCGCAGCUGAUCCUGGGUAUCCUCCAUAGCAAGGAGACAGCACUGUACAACUGUGUAAAGCAGGUCUGUGAUGUCACUUGUGGUGUAAGAAAUGUCAACGUUCAGGCCGAUAAGCUGCGAGGGAAUAAGCACAAAAACGAAUUUGGGGCCAAUGCGCAGUACUGCGCCAAUGUUGGUCUUAAAAUCAACCUCAAGAUGGGUGGUGCCAAUCAAUCUCUGCGGUCUUCCGAUCUCGGCAUCUUUGGCGAUGGCAAGACCAUGCUUGUGGGACUUGAUGUUACUCACCCAUCGCCCGGUUCGGCAGGCUCCGCCCCCAGUGUAGCCGGCAUCGUCGCGUCCAUCGAUUCAGACCUGGCGCAGUGGCCAGCAGAACUCCGCAUCCAACCUCCUCGCCAGGAAAUGGUCGACGAUCUGGACGAACUUCUCAAAUCACGCAUCGAACGCUGGCGUGCGGCCAACAAGAACAAGCUACCCGAGAACAUCGUGGUCUACCGUGAUGGCGUGUCAGAGGGCCAAUACGACAUGGUAAUCAACAAGGAGCUUCCCCUUCUGCAGAAGGCUUGCCGAGCUACGUACCCAGCCACCGAAACCCAGAAGGGUCUCCCACGCAUGGCGAUCGUGAUCGUCGGCAAGCGGCACAACACUCGCUUCUACGCCACGAGCGAGGGUGAAGCCGAGAGGUCCCUCAACCCUCAGCCCGGCACCGUGGUCGACCGCGGCAUCUCCGAAGCCCGUCACUGGGACUUCUACCUCCAGGCGCACUCCGCCCUGCAAGGAACCGCGCGCCCCGCACACUACUUUACUGUCUGGGACGAGAUUUUCAACCCCCAGAACCCCGCCAAAGUAGGCGGUCCCGGUGCCGCCGAUGUCCUUCAGACUCUUACGCAUAACUUAUGCUACCUGUUUGGAAGGGCAACUAAGGCUGUCAGCAUCUGUCCGCCUGCGUACUACGCCGAUCUGGUGUGUACCCGUGCCCGCUGCUUCCUCAGUGAUCAGUUCGAUCCUAGUCCUGCUGCUAGUGUUGCUGGUACUGAGGGUGGCGAGCAGCAGCAGCCGCUGGACAGGAGUAAGGUGGUAAUUAACUCCAGAAUUGCCGAUACGAUGUUUUACAUCUAA